Drechmeria coniospora is the source of this 429-nucleotide messenger RNA. RefSeq lists its product as uncharacterized. The record is from RefSeq and is a predicted model, not a curated record. Bases 1 to 429 code for a protein of 142 amino acids. NCBI's taxonomy places the organism in Eukaryota, Fungi, Ascomycota, Sordariomycetes, Hypocreales, Ophiocordycipitaceae. The transcript has a single exon.
AUGGCGAGUAGCAGCACCAUUGAAGGAGUAUUCGAACAGGUCCACUCAGCCGGGAAGACAUUUCCGGAAACCGUCGGGGCGCUCAUGGAACUCGGGGUUACAAGGUAUCACGUCGACUUUGUCAGCUCCAGCGUUACGACAUACAAACCCAAGACUGGAGGUGGUAGCUAUGAAGUCCACAGAAUACCCAUACCUUUAUCGAACGGCCGUCUUGAUUCGAGCUGGGAUGGGGCCGGCAUCGUCAACGCAAUUCGCCUUAUUCAGCAGCGGGUAGAAAUCAAGACGUACGCUGAAUUCACCGAAAGAUGCGUCAACGCGGGUGUCGCUGGAUACCAAGCAUGCUUGACCGGAAAACGGGUGGUGUACUAUGGGCAUAACGGCGACAUGCACGUGGAAUGGUUUCCUGGAGCUGAGCCGGGGACCAAGUAA